CGCAGGUGCUUUGGGUUUUUGCCCUGCCGACGCUCAGUUAGAAGAGGGUCGUAAAAAAGAAAGCAGUAUGAUACUGUUUCCUCCUGCUGACCAAAAUGCACAGGAGCUCCAUAUGCUCACUAUGGUGCAAGAUCUUGCUGCCACGUUACUGAUGGAGUUUGAGAAAUGGGUGCUUCGUGCAGAAUCUACAGGGACUAUUUUGAAGACACCCUUAGAUUCUCAAUCCAGUCUUGGCUCAGAGGAGGUUUAUUCUUUAGGUGUGAUUAAAGCUAAGAAAAGGAGGCUUGGUCGAGCUCAGAAAACCAUAGGAGACUAUUGUUUGUUGGCUGGAUCACCUGUUGAUGCAAAUGCCCAUUAUUCUACAGCAAUAGAUCUUGCUAGGUUAACUAAUGAUGUUUUCUGGCAUGCGGGCGCCCUCGAGGGUAGUGUAUGCGCCUUACUGAUGGACCGUAAGGAUCAGAGAGAUUAUGAGUUAGAGAAUGAGGUGAAAUAUCGGUAUUUGAAUGUCAUUCAGCUUUAUCGGAGAUCAUUUUUACAAGACAAUGCACAACGGGUUUCAACUGUGAGCUUUGAGCUUGAGGCUGCAUUGAAAUUGGCUAGAUACCUCUGUCGGCGUGAGCUUGCGAAGGAGGUGACUGAGUUGUUGACGGGAGCUGCCGAAGGAGCUAAGUCCCUGAUUGAUGCUAAUGAUCGCCUGAUAUUAUAUGUUGAAAUAGCUAGAUUAUUUGGCAGUCUCGGUUAUCAGCGCAAAGCAGCCUUCUUCUCGAGGCAAAUUUCUCAGUUGUAUCUGCAACAAGAUAAUGCAUGUGCAGCUAUAAGCGCUAUGCGAGUCUUGUCAUUGACUUCAAAGGCAUACCAUGUUCAAAGUAGAGGGGCCAACCCAAAACUACAUUCAUCGCCUGCUGAACUUGGAUGUAGUCAUACAGAGAGUGGAAAAGUGCAUCCCCAGUCAAUAAUCUCGUUGUUUGAAUCUCAAUGGAGUACCCUACAAAUGGUUGUUUUAAGGGAAAUAUUGAUGUCCUCAGUUCGUGCUGGAGACCCUCUUGCUGCAUGGAGCGCAGCUGCGCGUCUACUCAGAUUAUUUUAUCCUCUCAUUACACCUGCAGGGCAAAGUGGUCUUGCAAGUUCACUUACCAAUUCUGCUGAAAGGCUUCCAGCUGGGACUCGCUGUGCGGAUCCUGCCCUUCCUUUUGUCAGGUUACAUUCAUUUUCACUCCAUCCUUCUCAAGUGGAUAUCAUAAAGCGUAAUCCAGGAAAGAAAGAGUGGUGGACUGGUGCAGCUCCUUCUGGACCUUUUAUUUACACUCCUUUUAGUAAGGGUGGGUCUACUGACAGCACUAAGCAGGAGCUAACUUGGAUCGUUGGGGAGCCAGUUCAAGUUUUGGUUGAAUUAGCAAAUCCCUGUGGCUUUGACUUACUGGUCGAAAGUAUUUAUCUUUCAAUUCAUUCUGGGAAUGUGGAUGCUUUUCCUGUAAGUGUGAGCCUUCCACCUAAUACCUCCAAGGUGAUCUUGCUCUCAGGAAUUCCAACUAAAUUGGGACCCGUCACAAUACCUGGAUGCAUUGUACACUGUUUUGGUGUCAUUACAGAACACCUUUUCAAGGAAGUUGAUAACUUGCUUCUUGGAGCAGCGCAAGGUCUUGUUCUUUCAGAUCCUUUCAGAUGUUGUGGCUCAACUAAAUAUAAAAAUGUGCCUGUCCCAAGCAUUUCUGUAGUACCACCUUUGCCUCUUUUAGUCCCUCAUGUUGUUGGAGGUGAUGGUGCUGCCAUUUUGUAUGAAGGCGAAAUUCGGGAUAUUUGGAUAUGUCUCACCAAUGCUGGAACUGUGCCAGUUGAGGAGGCACAUGUAUCCCUGACUGGAAAAAACCAAGACUCUGUUAUUUCAAUACCUCAUGAAACUUUGAGGUCAGCACUGCCUCUGAAACCAGGUGCAGAAGUGACGCUUCCAAUAACGAUAAAAGCAUGGCAACUUAGCUUGGUCGAUUCUGAGAAUGAAACUGGGAGGAGCACGUCGGGAAAUACACGAAGGAUAUCCAAGGAAGGAAGCAGUCCAUUGUUGGUUAUUCACUAUGCUGGGCCAUUGUCACAUCCCAGUCAAUCGUCAAGCACUGAAUUUCCUGUGACUCCAGGAAGGCGACUGGUUGUUCCAUUGCAUGUAUCUAUAUUACAGGGAUUACAAUUUGUGAAAGCUCGUUUACUAUCUAUGGAAAUUCCUGCACAUGUUGGGAAAACCCUUCCAAAAAAUGUUUCUGUUGCUGAAAAUGUUACCAAAGCGCUCCAUGUUCGUGACACCGCAGACCAAUUUGUGAAAUUCGAUUUGUACAGAGGAAGCUGGGGUUUGCAUCUUCUUGAACUUGAGUUGUCCAAUCCUACCGAUGUUGUAUUUGAAGUUAAUGUAUCUGUCCAGUUAGAUACUCAAAAGAGCAAGCAAGAACAUGGUUCUGGUGAACUAGGGUGUCUUAAAACGAGAAUUGACCGUGAUUACUCUGCUCGGGUGCUAAUACCACUGGAACACUUUAAACUGCCUGUUCUUGAUGGUUCUUUCUUUUUAAAGGAUUUUCAGACAAAUGAUCAUUUAGGUAGUGAAGUCUCAAGCAUGACUGAGUGGAAUACCAAAGCUGAGCUGAAUGCUUCCAUCAACAAUUUGAUCUCAAAAAUAAAAGUAAGAUGGCAAUCUGGACGGAAUAGCUUGGGCGAGUUGAACAUCAAGGAUGCAACCCAAGCUGCACUGCAAAGUUCAGUUAUGGACAUAUUACUUCCUGACCCUUUAAGUUAUGAGUUCAGGCUAGCAAAAGAUGGCGAUAAAACAGAGAGGAUGGAUAAUGUAGUGGACUCAAAUAUGGCCUCUGUUUUAUCAGCUGAGGCUUCUGGUAACAAUGGUGAAGAAAGCACCUUAAGAUCUAAAGAUUAUGUAUCAGCUCAUGAAAUGACGAACAUGGAGGUUUCCAUUCGGAAUAAUACCAAGGAAAGUAUCCGAAUGAGCCUCAGCAUAGCAUGCAGAGAUGUAGCAGGUGAGAAUUGCAUCGAAGGAGGCAGCUCAACCGUCCUGUGGUCUGGCAUCCUUGGAGGAAUCAGUUUGGAGGUUCCCCCUCUUCACGAAGUAACGCAUCCAUUCUCCCUCUACUUUCUUGUACCUGGAGAUUACACACUACUCGCUGCGGCUGUCAUAGACGACGCUACUGAUGUACUCCGGGCCCGUGCAAGAACUGAUUCACCCGAGGGUCCCAUCUUUUGCCGUGGGUCCCCUUUCCAUGUUCGUGUUGCCGGAACAGCUUAACAGGUGUAAUUUUCUCAAAAAUUGAAAAUGUUGGGCGAGGACAUUAUGUGUUUAAACUCUUGAUUGUUUGUAUUUCAUUCUCUUAUGAUUCUUCUAUAGAGAAGCACCUCUUAUUUGAGGCCUAUGGAAUUUGUAAUUGGAUCCUAUGUGGUGUAAUGAGCAUCUUCAAUUUUUCUUUUAGUGAAUGAUUCAACAUUUUUAUAUUAA
Molecule: messenger RNA, 3484 nt
Organism: Asparagus officinalis (garden asparagus)
Lineage: Eukaryota; Viridiplantae; Streptophyta; Magnoliopsida; Asparagales; Asparagaceae
Product: trafficking protein particle complex II-specific subunit 120 homolog
Exons: 10
Coding region: 68-3277 (1069 amino acids)
Cellular component (GO): trans-Golgi network
Source: RefSeq, a predicted model, not a curated record